Messenger RNA from Prunus persica (peach), 2749 nucleotides. RefSeq lists its product as uncharacterized. Gene Ontology annotation, biological process: positive regulation of transcription initiation by RNA polymerase II. The record is from RefSeq and is a predicted model, not a curated record. NCBI's taxonomy places the organism in Eukaryota, Viridiplantae, Streptophyta, Magnoliopsida, Rosales, Rosaceae. The coding region runs from base 893 to 2386 and encodes 497 amino acids. Gene Ontology annotation, molecular function: zinc ion binding; transcription coactivator activity; DNA binding. The transcript is spliced from 4 exons.
AUUUGUAAUUUCCUUUUGUAACAUUUUUUGGAUGCUUUCCAUACUCGGCCUACAUUUUUUUUUUCCUACAUCGAUCUCAUUUAUUUGUUUCUAUAUAAGAAAUACAAAGCAAGCAGCCCCAUAUUGUCGGUGGCCUUCCCGUCUUUCUCCUCCCUCCCCGCUCCUACUUCUAGUCUCUCUUCGUAGAGAGAGAAAAAGGGAUUCCAAAAAGAGGGAGAAGUUGAGUAAAGGGGGAGUUGCCAAUGAGGAUAGUGGAAGAGAAGCCAAGGUUUUCAAAUAGUUUUAUUUUCUGAUUUUGUAAAUAAAUAAAUAAAUAAAAGUCGUGUUAGGGUAUAGAGCACAAAUAAUACAGUACAUAUUAUUAAAUAAGAUGGGACGAUUCCAUUAUAUUAAGAUUACUAGUGUGUGUUUUGGAAGGAAAAAAAAAAAUUGUAUACGGAACGAACUCACUUAAAACAUGUACACGUAAUUCAAAUUUAAGUUAAUUUAAAUAAACUUGUAACAUCACGUGACAUUUUCGACCGUUAUUAUAAUUUUAAAAGUAAAAGAAAAAAAAAUUCUAAGUUAUCAUUGUGACUCCAAAAACAUAUCUCAUGCAUAAGCUCUUGUAAAAAGAAAAAAAAAAUAGAAAUUGUAAGUACUAUGAUUACCGUGACAAUAAUCUCAUAUUUUUACUCCCACCACCAAAAAAGGGAAAGAAAAAAAAAAAAAAAAAAGACCAAAACAAAUGUUUGUGCCUCCGUAGUCGUUCGAAGCCGUUUCUCCGAGUCUGAACUCUCCUCCACUUCUCCCCCUCCCCCCCCCCCCCCCCCCAAUUUAACCUCACAAAAUCAAAACUCGUUCUUUACAUUUUCUGAGAAAAUUAUAAUUUUCCGAGAAAACCGGUCAGAAAAUGGACUCUGAAAGUCGACGGAAAAUCGAGGAUACGGUUUUGGACAUAUUGAGGAAAACCAACUUGGAGGAGAUGACUGAGUUCAAAGUCCGAAAGGUAACCUCGGAGCAACUUGGAAUCGAUUUCUCUGAUACAGAGCACAAGAGCUUCGUGAGAAGCGUGAUCGAAAGGUUCCUGCUUUCGUCUCCGGAGCCCAAGGUGAACGCUCGGGAGGAGCUCAUGGAGACGAAUGUGCAAGAAGAGCCGGGCACGAGGUCGAAGAAGGAGGUGACUGAGGAUGGACACCGUGUUAUUUGCAAGCUAUCUAACAGGAAAACUGUGGUGAUUAACGAUUUCAAAGAGAAAACUUACGUGUCCUUCAGAGAAUUUUAUCAAAAAGAUGGAAAGCAACUUCCUACUGCCAAAGGAAUUAGCUUGCCAAGUGAACAAUGGGCAGCGUUCAAAAAGAGUGUCCCUGCAAUAGAGGAAGCCGUUAAAAAGAUGGAAUCAAAGAUAAGAUCUGAACUUGACAGUAAACGAACUGAAAAUGGUAAGCAAACUGAAGAUGGUAAGCAAACUGGAGACGGUGUGCAAACUGAAAUCAUGUCUAAUUCAUUAAAUGGUAUUGCUCCUCAACAACUUGUUACCAUUGAGACUAGCCGUUUUGAUGGGAAAAACUACCCAUUCUGGGUGGAACAGAUGGAGCUUCAGUUGAAGCAAUUAAAGAUUGCAUAUGUGCUCUUUGAGCCAUGCCCAAGCAGUAUGCUUGGCCCGGAAGCAAGUAGUGAAGAAAUUGCUCAUUCAAAGGCUGCUGACCGGAAAUGGGUGAAUGAUGAUUCCGUGUGUCGUCGUGGCAUCUUAAACGCUCUUUCUGAUGAUCUGUUUUAUCUUUACUCAAAGAAAACCAUGACUGCUAAAGAGCUGUGGGAAGAUCUAAAGCUAAUAUAUCUUUUUGAGCAAUUUGGAACAGAUAGAACUCGAGUUAAAAAGUACAUUGAAUUUGUGAUGCUCGAGGGGAAAUCAAUUGUGGAGCAAGUUGAAAAUUUUAAUAGGCUUGCUGAUUCCAUUGUGGGUUCUGGAAUGAUGAUUGAGGAAAAAUUUCAUGUCAGUGUCAUCAUCUCCAAACUCCCCCCGUCUUGGAAGGAUGUGUGCAUUAAGUUGAUGCGUGAGGAACAUCUACCUUUUGCAAUGUUGAUGGAACGUUUGAGGGUUGAAGAAGAGAUGCGUGUUAGGGAGAACCAGGGAGCACCUUUUAACCUAGUAGGUGAUCUAGCAAGGAAGUAUGCACCAAGGCAAAGAGAUAUGAAGCCGCGAAGUAUGCAAUGGAAGAGGCAAGAAUUGGAGACAAAUGGCAAAGUUAUUUGCCAAGUUUGUGGCAAGAAGGGGCACAUCUCUCAACAUUGUCGUUAUCGUAACAGGAAGGAUGACAAGGAAGGUAAUGAUAAGGACCAUGAGGGAAAUGGAUCAAUGCCUACAAGUAUGGAGGUCAACAUGUCUGAGAGGGCAGCGGAAUAGUUAAAUUCCAUACUGCUUCCCUCCCAUCUCAUUUGCACUAACAGCAUUUCUAACUUACAGAGCAAGUACAAAGGGAAUCUGUGAUAUUGUUCCAAAGCCAGGCACGGGGCUUAUGUUCAGGUGAAAUUGGUAUCAGGUGAUAGUCUGCAUUAGAGGAUAAAUGUGGGGUUUGCAUGUUUUCUUGUGAAGCAGGGUUUUGAAACUGAUCUGUAGUUUUGUACCAUAAGUUUUUCUUUUUAAAAUUAUUGUAAAUGCAUACCAUUCUUUCCGAAAAGCGUAUGUUGGUUUUGGUACAUGAGAUUCAUUUAGGUCUGAUGUUGUGAAGUUUUGCAUUCAAAGAAUGGCUACAGUUGCUCUCCAAUA